UCCAUUUGAAUUAGGAUUGUAGGUUUCAUCUCAUUGUGGAUAUCACUUACAGUCUAUGGAGUUGAUGAACACUGCUAACAUGUCAUAUGAAAAGUCUUGGAGAAGAAAACCUUUGAACACUGUAACGUUUCUGAUAAUCAUGAUGAAUGUCUUCAGUGUUCUUAGCCUCACAUGUCAUCCUGCUGAGUACUUAAUUGACCAAGAAUGCUGUCCAAAGUGUCCUCCUGGAAAUCGAGUUAAAACAGAUUGUACAGAGUUCAGAAGUACAUCCUGUCUGUCCUGUAUUGAUGGAACCUACAUGGAUGGACCAACAGGAAGUAGACAGUGCUUCCCCUGUACAAACUGUGAUUCAGGUUCUGGUUUGAGGAUAAAGACAUCAUGCACAACAUUAUCAAAUACAGUUUGUGAACCUCUGGAUGGAUUCUAUUGUACAGACUCUGAUAAAGACAACAACUGUUUUAGAGCACAGGAACACACACGCUGUGAACCAGGACAAUAUAUCAGACACAAAGGAACGGCCUUCACAGACACUGAGUGCACUGACUGCAGUAGUGACACAUUUUCAGAUGGGACAUCUACAUCUUGUCAGUCACAUACAAAAUGUGAAUCAUUAAAUCUUCAGCUGAUAAAACCAGGAACUGCUUCAACUGAUGCAGAAUGUGGAGAACAUAGUUCAAACACAGCAGUAAUUGUGGGCGCUGUCAUUGGGACACUUGGAUUAGUCACACUUGGGAUAUUUGCAUUUUAA
This is a messenger RNA of Scomber scombrus (Atlantic mackerel), 748 nucleotides long. Its product is annotated as tumor necrosis factor receptor superfamily member 14-like. Gene Ontology annotation, molecular function: transmembrane signaling receptor activity; protein binding. Bases 56 to 748 code for a protein of 230 amino acids. Gene Ontology annotation, biological process: negative regulation of alpha-beta T cell proliferation; defense response to Gram-negative bacterium; apoptotic process. Gene Ontology annotation, cellular component: external side of plasma membrane; membrane. NCBI's taxonomy places the organism in Eukaryota, Metazoa, Chordata, Actinopteri, Scombriformes, Scombridae. The record is from RefSeq and is a predicted model, not a curated record. The transcript has 6 exons.